AUGAGACAGUCCGUAGGCACUUUCACUUUUCACCCCAUGGCUGAUUCCCGAUUUACUGUAGCUUCGCAACAACUCGUACACCAUCAAGGGGCGCUGACGCAAUCGCUCGACAAGCUUGCAACCGCGUUGAACGACAACGCAUCCGCGGCAACAUCGGCGCUUCAAGCGCAGAUUUACGCCCUCCAGAGCAGCAUCGACGCUCUAAACGCACGCAUUGCAAACCUCGACCUGAUCUUAUACCUUAGAAUCACGCGACCCGGCGGCGUUACUCCCCAGGUGACACCCGUCACACUCCAGUCGCGCAUCUCGUCGCUUACAGGCAGCCUCCCCGCCAUCAACAAGCGCGCCACAUCGCUCACCACGGACCUGGCGGGCAUCCUCCCCAACCUCCGCGCAUUGCUGAGUCAGCGAGUGGCGGCGCUCACUCAGAAAGUGGGUGCGCUGAAUGUGGACGUGUCGGCAGCGCAGGUGGAUGCGUUGAUCGCCCCGCUGAGUGACGCCCUUGGCGUGGCGGACCUCGUGGCUCUGCUGCCGCGCCCAGCAGGUCAGUCCCGCCAUGUAACCACCAGGCCAGUCUUGCAAACUCUGGCAGCCGCCGGCGGCAGGGGCUCGGCUUACGCGGUGGCGUACGAGCUGGUGGCGACGGGCAUGGCGGAGGCACCGCAGGCGGCGGCCAUCUACAGCGGCAACAGCACGUGCGGGCAGGCAGCCCCACCCGUGGCGCUGCAGCUGCCCGGCACGUGGCAGCUGCUGAGCUCCGUGUCGUGGUCGCUGGCCAAUGUGCUCACUGUCGCGCCGGCGGACCUGGCGGACGUGCUCAGCGCCAUCCAGACGGGCACCAACGGGCAGCUCUACAUUGGCUUCACGGGCACCGGCAGCAGCUUGUCGGGCAAGCUGCUUGGUGGCAGGCUUUGA
Molecule: messenger RNA, 915 nt
Organism: Closterium sp. Yama58-4
Lineage: Eukaryota; Viridiplantae; Streptophyta; Zygnematophyceae; Desmidiales; Closteriaceae
Source: the annotation of a GenBank genome assembly